UAUAUAACCCUGGUUUCUACCAAGCUACUUGGAAAUUGGAAUCAUAUUCUUGGCUUCAAAAUCUGCGAUUGCGUUUAUUUGCAGAACUGAAAAAUGCCUUUGAAGGUGUUAACCGCAACAGUUUCGACCUUUAAUUCUGUGUUUGAGAAGUUCCGAUCAGAGCUUCCUCAAAACAAAUCAAAUUUCGUUCUCUUCUUGGCUGAUAAUGAUCCUUCUACCUCUCUCAGCUGGUGCCCUGACUGUGUGAGAGCUGAGCCAUUGAUUUUGAAGAAGCUAGAGGCUUCACCUAAUGAAAUUGCACUGUUGAAGGCUUAUGUUGGAGACAGACCAACAUGGAGGAACCCACACCAUCCAUGGAGGGUGGAUCCUAGGUUCAAGCUCACUGGUGUGCCAACUUUGAUCCUUUGGGGGAAUGAUGCUGUCACAGGUCGCCUCGAGGAUCAUGAAGCUCACCGUGAGGACAAAAUUGAAGCUCUUGUUGCUGACAAAUGAUUGUCGUUGUGUCUCGAAUAGUUUCUAUCACCAUGUAGUUUAAACUCUUUGUGCUGUACUCUGUAUGUGGCUUUACUAGUAAAGCAUACAUGUGUAUUCUGAAUGUUGAGUACUAAUAAUGUUCACAAGGAAAUGCUUGAAUAAUAUUGCAGACA
Lathyrus oleraceus (garden pea) is the source of this 647-nucleotide messenger RNA. RefSeq names its product thioredoxin-like protein Clot. Gene Ontology annotation, cellular component: cytosol. The coding region runs from base 94 to 492 and encodes 132 amino acids. The record is from RefSeq and is a predicted model, not a curated record. The transcript has 2 exons. Lineage: Eukaryota; Viridiplantae; Streptophyta; Magnoliopsida; Fabales; Fabaceae. Gene Ontology annotation, molecular function: protein-disulfide reductase [NAD(P)H] activity.